AUGCCGCAGGACACCUACAUCGAGGGCAUCCGAUACGCGACCAUCAGCCCGGACGAUCAUGGCGCAGUACUCCAGAUCAUCGCCUGGCUAAUGAUGGUUGUCAUGAUUCUUGCAACGACCCUGAGAUUGAUGAUACGAUUCACCACCAACCAUAUACCCGGGUUCGAUGAUGCAUUCGUUUCGCUCGCAACGCUGUCCGGUAUUGGCGAGGUCAUAGCCAUCUCCAUCGCGGUGAACCAAGGUCUCGGUAGACGUUCGGAAUUGCUGGAUGAGAAGAAUGUUCAAAGCAUAGAGAAGGUCAGCAGGAAUGGCCAGAUGACGGGUCAGAAUCUCUCAGCUGAAUUGAUGCAGAACAUAUACACCUCUACAAUCCUCUACAUACUCACCGUCGCUCUGGCCAAGGCAUCAACUCUCCUCCUCAUAUCGCGCCUGGCAACGGCAAAGCUUCACCUCCGCACGGUACAAGCGUUGAGCGCGAUUGUGAUAGCAUGGACGCUUGCAGCGUCAUUCGGAAGCGCCUUCGCAUGCCAGAUGCCUCGACCUUGGAAUUUCCAGAGCGGGAGGUGUUUCGAUAUCGCAACUUUCUGGUACAUCAUGGGAGCAGUCGACAUAGCCGGUGAUCUCGCGCUCAUCAUGCUUCCAGGCUGGGUGGUUUGGGAUUUGAGAAUGCACUGGGGGCCUCGGCUUGUCUUCCUUCGACAAUGGCAGAUGUCCGAUGAUCUCACGUACCCGAUCGCAUACCACAUGGCGACGACUUGCCAAACGACGCUAGCAGUCAUCGUCGCAUGCAUACCUGCACUGAAGCCGUUCAUGGAUCGUGCUGCAUCCGGGCUGAUGUCCGUAUACGAAAGGACGUUCUUCUUCUCAUACUUCGUGUUAUUCAUGGGUGUAUCGCUCUCGGAUCGACACGGCACCUACACGUUGUCGGAGGACUAUCGAAUGCAGCCUCUUUCCAAACGAAGCGACGGUACUCCAAGAGGCAGCAACUUCCGAUCUGAUGGGUCAGAUCACCAGACCUUCAUCGUUUCUGCGGCCUCGAAAAAACCGGAUGAGGGAGACGAUGGGUCGGAGGAAGGGAUCAUCCAGAAGACGACUGAUUGGAACGUCCGUUACAGCGACCCAGAUUCAGCAAGGAGACACGCGGCAACAGAGGACGCGGACGAAGUCGCUUCGCCUGAUGGCGCAAGAGGGCAUACCGUGCUGUGA
Saxophila tyrrhenica is the source of this 1206-nucleotide messenger RNA. RefSeq lists its product as uncharacterized. The coding region runs from base 1 to 1206 and encodes 401 amino acids. The record is from RefSeq and is a predicted model, not a curated record. The transcript is spliced from 6 exons. NCBI's taxonomy places the organism in Eukaryota, Fungi, Ascomycota, Dothideomycetes, Mycosphaerellales, Extremaceae.